CUAUCAGCUGUCAUUGUCAAGAUAGUGUGAGAAAUGAGAAUUACGAUGUUGUUUACGUUAAUCGGAUUAUCGUAGUUUUUUUUGUAAACCGCAGUUCUAAAGUCCUCGGCAGUGAGUAAAGUUGUUUAGCAAGAUAUAAAAAUUAAAAAAAACAUGGCAAAGGACCAAGGAGUCGACGAGCAAUUAAGGUUGUAUUUACCAGACCUGCCUAAAGGUCCUUUGGAUCAUUACCGGAAAAAGGCAACUUUUGAUUGGCGACGCAUGAAAUUAGCUUAUGACAACUUGAACACAUUAAAAUUGAAACAUGAUAUUUGGAGUUUCAUGGAAAGUCAUCCGCUGUUCAAACAUACUGAAGCAACACAAGUCUUGGAUGAUGAGAGGCAUAUUGCCACAAAGAGGAUGUACACAAUCUAUAAUGAACAGUUCUUGCGCUUUGAAAAGAUCGCCGAGGACCCGAAGACAUUCCAAGCGGAAAGCGAAGCAUUGUUCAUGUUCGACAGUUCCCUAGCCGUGAAAGUCUCCCUAACCUUCAGGAUGUUCAGCAAUGCUAUCCAGGGUAAUGGAAAGGGCCACCACUACCCCAUCAUUGAAGACGUGGAGAAAGCCAAGAUUGGAGGUUGCUUCGCUCUAACUGAGGUAUCACAUGGAUCCAAUGCCAAAGGGAUGAGGACCACAGCCACUUACAUUCCUGAGAAGAGGCAGUUUGUCAUGCACAGUGCUGACUUCGAGGCUGCAAAGUGCUGGGUCGGGUCACUAGGAAAAUGUGCAACUCACGCAAUUGUUUACGCCAUGUUAAUAUCUAAAGGGAAGAACCAUGGUCUCCAUACUUUCGUCGUACCUAUCAGAGACCCCAAAACCUUGAAACCUUUCCCUGGAGUCAUUGUGGGAGACCUCGGCGAGAAAAUCGGCCUCAAUGGAGUCGAUAAUGGUUUCGUCAUGUUCAAUAACUACCACCUGCCAAAGGAGGCGGCGUUGGACAAGUUGGGUGGAGUAGACGACAAUGGAGAUUACAAGACACCUUUCAGGGACCCUAACAAGAGGUUCGGAGCAGCCCUUGGAAUCCUAUCAGGUGGGCGAGUUCACAUCACUUCUAUAUCCACGUACUACCUGCAGAAGGCUAUCGUCAUAGCCAUCAGGUAUUCAGCAGUGAGGAAGCAGUUUGGCCCUGAGAAUGCUCAGGAGGAGACGCCAGUCUUAGAAUACCAGCAACAACAAAUCCGUCUCCUGCCGUACUUGGCAGCCACGUAUGCUAUGAAGAUAUUCUCCGUGUGGCUCAGUUGUCUGCACAUCAACAUGACCAUCAACAGCUUUGUCGGUGAGGACCCGCAGGCGGCGGCCCGCGGUAUAGAGUUGCACGCGCUGUCGUCGGCUGUGAAGCCAUUGUUCGGCUGGACCUCGCGGGAUGGCAUACAGAACUGUAGGGAGGCCUGCGGGGGACAUGGAUACUUGAAAGCGGCAGCUAUCGGCGACCUGCGCAAUGACAACGACGCCAACUGCACGUACGAGGGGGAGAACAGCCUCCUGCUGCAGCAGGCCAGCAACUGGCUGCUCAACGUCUGGGGGAGGAGGGGGGGACUCACGCCCGAAGACUCUCCUCUCGGCUCACUCCACUUCCUACAAAACGUGGACCAGCUACUCCAGGAAAAAUGCCCCUGGAAGACUGUCCAGGAGUUUAUGGAGCCAGCUAAUUUGAUCCACGCAUACAAAUGGCUGACGGCGUUCACGCUGAAGAUGACGGCGGAGAAGGUGGCGCUACUGAAGGGCCAGGGCAAAGACAACUUCUCAGCCAAGAAUGAAUCGCAGUCCUACAAUGCGGUCACUCUGUCUGUUGUCUACGGAGAGAACUACGUACUGAACAACUUCUAUAAAGCUGCGCAGGAGUUUGAGGACGCUCAGUGUCGCGCUGUGCUACUGAAACUAGUCGCUUUGUAUGGAGCCUUCCUCUUGGAGAAACACUUGGCGACGCUCUACAUUGGCGGUUACCUGUGUGGAGAGCAAGGCUUGUGUCUCCGCGACGGGAUCCUCCAGUUGUGUGGCGCGCUGAGUCCCGAGGCCAUCGCGCUCGUCGACUCCCUGGCGCCGCCAGACUUCUGCAUCAAGUCCAUACUAGGCAUGUCCGAUGGAGAAGCGUACAAACACCUCCAGUCCAGUGUGAUGACGUACCCGGGGUCAAUGACCCGGCCCGAGUGGUGGCGCGACGUCGUGUACUGGCAGUCCUACGCACCCUCCAAGCUGUAGUCUACCAUAUACACUACGCAAUAAAUACAAGAAUCAACUGUGCAUAAUCAAUUCAGUCACAAUUUUUUUAUAAUUAUGUUUUUGGUGUAAGUUAUAUAAUAAUGUAAAAUCAUAAUUUUGAAGAAAAAACAUUUUUGAUGUUAAACCUUUAUGAUCAUAAUAAUAUGAUGUUCAGAAUAAUUUGUCAAAGAAAACUUGGUUUACAGCAGUUUUAAUAAGGCUGAUUUUUCGACCAGUGCCUUUAGCCAAACGCCACUUUAGCGCUUGUCUACAGUGAGAGUAGAAAUGAAUCAUACGUCAAUUCCAUAAUAAUAUAAUUUGGUUUUCUAUUCUACAUGUAGACAAGCUCUGAAUGGCAUUUGGCUACCGCUGCUGUUGAGAAAUGUUCUAACAAACGACGCAAAGGGGGCGUUAUUUAAAAAAAGAAUUUGUCUAAGGAUUGUUGAAGGAAGACUACUUUAUAUGUAAGUCAUCAAAUUCUACAAAUGCUUUUGAAAAUGUGAUAUAUGAUAUGUUGCUGUACCACGGUAUACAAUAUCGAAAUAGCAUUCUUUUGAUUGCCUCGUCGGCCGAGUGGUCGCAAGUGCGACUGCUGGGCAAGGGGUCUCGAGUUCGAAUCCCGGGACGGGCAAAG
Spodoptera litura is the source of this 2872-nucleotide messenger RNA. RefSeq names its product Acyl-CoA oxidase 3 (gene Acox3). Gene Ontology annotation, biological process: fatty acid beta-oxidation using acyl-CoA oxidase; lipid homeostasis. Gene Ontology annotation, molecular function: FAD binding; fatty acid binding; pristanoyl-CoA oxidase activity. The record is from RefSeq and is a predicted model, not a curated record. Gene Ontology annotation, cellular component: peroxisome. Lineage: Eukaryota; Metazoa; Arthropoda; Insecta; Lepidoptera; Noctuidae.